This is a messenger RNA of Heteronotia binoei (common prickly gecko), 2960 nucleotides long. It is a transcript of the gene SPSB4, whose product is annotated as splA/ryanodine receptor domain and SOCS box containing 4. Gene Ontology annotation, cellular component: SCF ubiquitin ligase complex. The transcript is spliced from 3 exons. Gene Ontology annotation, biological process: intracellular signal transduction; proteasome-mediated ubiquitin-dependent protein catabolic process. The coding region runs from base 881 to 1702 and encodes 273 amino acids. Gene Ontology annotation, molecular function: protein binding. The record is from RefSeq and is a predicted model, not a curated record. Lineage: Eukaryota; Metazoa; Chordata; Lepidosauria; Squamata; Gekkonidae.
CGAAGGUGGGGGGUACAGAAGGGGCGUCACCAUCUGUUGUUAAUUCUCCGGUCAUUGGAUUAGUAGCCUUCGGUGAUGAGAUCAGCAGGAUCAGCUUUCAGGAUGGGGCACUGUACUGGCUUCGGCUGUAGGCUCUUCCCAUCUGGGCUGUCUCUGUCAUGAAGAAGUGGAGGAGGGGUGACCAGGGAAGGGAAGAAAGCGGAGGCACAAAAGCAACCGGAGGAGUCUUUGAAGGAACAACAGCAGCAAAGCAGCCGGGGCUGCAAAGGGCAGCCUGCCCAGAGGCCACUUUUCCUUCUGUGGAGUUUACGGCAGGGAGUUUCCUGUCUCUGCUGCUUGCCUCGAUUGUCUGUUGCAAACGCGUGGAUCCCUCGGAGUAAGGGGGGAUUGGCUGCUUCUCGUCGGAGUUUGGCGAGCCGGGGGGCCGGUAGUAAUCCCCUCUUCCAUUGACAACGGCUCUCCCGAAGUGAUCGAACUCGUUAACUUUGCCCUAAGUGUUUUUGGAGGGGAAACCUGGCGGGAUCUGCUGCAGCCUUCACUGGAUUUCAGAAGCUGCUCUCAUUCGAGGAAAUACUUGCAAAGUCCUGAGAAGGUUUUUGUGCGGUUUACGGAAGGUCUCGUCUUCCGCUCCUUCCCCGGCCUCUGGGUUUUUGUUACGUCCCUGAAGCAUCGACUCCAAAAUAUAAAGAAUAAGUAGAGAGAUGCUUUCUUAUUUUUAUGGUGGGUAUAUUCUGAAAACAGCGAUUUUAAGAGGAUCCAUGAAGAAGUAAGUCCAGUCUACAGAUCCAGUCAUUGGCUCAGUUGAAAGUGUUUUAAUGAGUUAACACUGGACCUAGAUCCACCCUCCAUUCCCUGCAGCCAGGUGUUCUGCAGCCAAGCAAUGGGCCAAAAAAUCUCAGGGAGCAUAAAGUCUGUUGAUGUGAGGGAACCCCCUUACAGACCUGUCAAACGAGAACUGAGGGGUCCGGAUUUCUGCAAGCCUGCACGUCUGGAUAUGUUGUUGGAUAUGCCCCCAGCCCAUUUGGAGGUUCAGUAUAAACAUGCUUGGAAUAAUGAAGAUCGAUCCUUAAAUAUAUUUGUGAAGGAAGAUGACAAACUGACAUUUCAUAGACAUCCUGUUGCCCAAAGCACAGACUGUAUCCGGGGCAAAGUUGGCUAUACAAGGGGCCUACAUGUCUGGCAGAUUCACUGGCCUACCAGGCAACGGGGGACACAUGCUGUGGUUGGAGUGUCAACAGCAGAAGCUCCCUUGCAUUCUGUGGGAUAUACGUCGUUGGUUGGUAGCAAUAGUGAGUCAUGGGGCUGGGACCUUGGACGAAACAAACUUUAUCAUAACUGUAAAAAUCAGCCUGGGGUGACGUAUCCUGUAUUUUUGGAACCAGAUGAGUCUUUUGUACUACCAGACUCCUUACUGGUGGUUUUGGAUAUGGAUGAAGGGACACUUAGCUUCAUUGUAGAUGGACAGUACCUUGGAGUUGCCUUCAGGGGACUAAAAGGGAAAAAACUUUAUCCUAUAGUCAGUGCAGUUUGGGGGCACUGUGAAAUUACAAUGAGAUACAUCAACGGACUUGAUCCGGAACCCCUGCCUUUAAUGGACCUGUGCCGAAGAUCAAUCCGCUUUGCUCUGGGCAGAGAACGCCUGCAUGAUAUAGAAAUUCUACCUUUGCCUCAGUCUCUGAAAAAUUAUUUACAAUAUCAGUAAGAUAAAUUCUAGACCUCUAAAUGGUAGAAAUUGUUUACAUCAGAAUAUAAAUCUUUGUGAUGGAUUUUUUGAGUGUUAUUUAAUUUUUUACCUUUUUUUUUUAAUCAUCCAUGGCAGAACAUUGUGGAGACUACUAAGGAAUGUAAACUCUUUGAAUUGGUCUAGUUCUUUCAGUGAAGUAAUUGAAACACAGAAUCCCAAGCAUGUCUUCACUAGUCAAUUCCAAAAUUGUGGGGUAUAUGUGGUCUGACAUCAAGUAUGCACCAGAUGAAGAUCUAAGCCUAGGUGUAGUCUGUACACAAAAGAAACAGGUUACCAACUGCACAGCUAGUAAAAUCAAUACCACUGUUUCUCAAAAGUCAGAAUCCUGAAUGCUCCUGAGGACAGAUUAAGCUAACUGCAAUUAUGUACACAUCAGCUGUGAACCAAACCUCCUUUGCACAUAGGCGCUUUUUUGUUCUUCCUUGUGAAGAAAAAUGGUCCAGUACAAACCAGAUUCUCAUGUGCACUGUACAAGGGAACCCUUGUACAUGUGAAGCAUUGAAGCUGCAUUGGAAGUGCUAUAAUUGUGGCCUUUAUUUUUUUUUUAGUUGCCCUGCCUUUCAGAAAACCAUGCUGUUGGUGUAGUAUACCACCUGCCAUAUUUUAAAUUAUUUUAUGCAGCACUGUGUCAUAAGCUUCCUCUUUUCAGAAGCAACUCAAUCCAAUCUAUAAACUAGCUGAGCUGGCAUACUUAAAUUUUAGCUCAAUUCUGUCCUAUUCCUUCAAUGGGAUUGGGUUUGCUCAAAUCACUGAUUUAUAGUUAGCUUAUUAUUUAUGAGGGUAUUAUCAAAUACUCCCUCCCAAGACCAAACAUCAUGUCAGUGUUUUCACUUUGAACAAAUAUUAUCUUUACUCCAUGAAUUCCAAAUACUGGUUUUUCUUUUUUAACAUGUAUGUGACAACAGCAUUUACUUUCCCCCCAAGAGUCUCCCUUUUAUCUGUUUUAUCUCAUCAGAGAAGGGUGGCCUUCUGUUGUUCUCUUUCACUGCUUAAGAUGUAUUCAUUCUUCAGGAUGAAUUUAUUUUUUAAAAGCACUGCUUUUUUUUAAGUUUCUUACCAUGUUCAAAGAUAUCUGCCUGAUCAGUUGUCUAGUUUUUAACUGGAAGUUGUUGUAAUGGCAGGAUGUCAAAUGUUUAGACUGAGCUGCCUUUGGCAUAUUUUAAUGUGAAUUUAUCAAAGAAUGAAGAAAAUGUUUCUAAUAAAGUCUACUGUCCAA